This is a messenger RNA of Cadophora gregata, 964 nucleotides long. RefSeq lists its product as uncharacterized. NCBI's taxonomy places the organism in Eukaryota, Fungi, Ascomycota, Leotiomycetes, Helotiales, Ploettnerulaceae. The coding region runs from base 160 to 564 and encodes 134 amino acids. The record is from RefSeq and is a predicted model, not a curated record. The transcript has a single exon.
CACCAUUUAGCCAAGCAUACUUUCCAAAAUCGCAGCACAUGCAUCGGCGAUACGAUUUAACAUGGAAAUUAACAUGCCUCCUAAGCAAGACACAGUCAAAAACUCCUGCUCCUUCGCACAUACCACUGCCAGUACCUCUCACCCCGUGGGGUAGAAAGUAUGGCAUCACACCAACAUGCAUCCAUUUCAACACGAUGUACAACCCCGCCUACCCCCUCAUCCAGAUUUCACACCUGUUCUACCAUGCACCACAAUACAAGUGCCGAAGAUAAUGAGCAAACGGACACUUUUAUCAGACUCCAGAAUGCUCGACUCAAAGGGUUCACGACUUUGGCGCUCAUUGAGAAUGAUCUCAUCUCGGAGCGGCGGCUCAGAGUAAGUGGUCUAACAAACCCUAUACACCUGCUACUUGCAAGAGAUAGGUGGGAAGUGCAUACGCCUGUAAGCAAUUCUCUCUUUCGAUGCCUUUGUAGCAUUGGGUUUGCUUGGGCUGGUGCAGAAUGGCGGAGAAACGAUGGGAAUUUGAGAGAGCUAUCACUGAUUGGAAAGGACAGGGGAUGCUGAUAUAUCGUUUAAUAGAUGGCAAUGGUCUAGAUAGAGGCAUCUGGGAUCCUAGGUAUAACGAAUUGGCUUAGCAAAUUCUGCUACCUUCAUCGAGGCUCGCUUCGAUGAUACUGGCUCACUUGCAUACGCAUCCGUGGGUAAGUGAUUUCCCUAAGUUCAACUAUUGCUGGAAGAUGACGGAACCUCCUUAUUCGGAGGCAAUACCAAAUUGUCCGCAAUUCCAACGAAAGCUGGUAAUAUGGGCCGCCUGAGGUGUAAGAUACACAGAGGAAGCUACUGCCUUGUGUAGAAGUUGAAGGAACCCCAGCUGACUGUAUCCCUCACAUGAACAGCUCGACACACUCCUCCUUGGAAACGAAGAACAAUUGGAUCCCAACCGCUUCCCGCCCCCAUCACUAAG